UUAAUUACUAUUAUCAUUCUUUCUCACUACCAUUCAUUACCCUCUACCACCACCAACCAUGACGAUCAUGGGGACCAACGACUACUACGACGUGCUUGGCAUCACUCGCAAUGCCUCUCUGGAUAAUAUCAAGGAUGCGUUCCGAGAACUUUCCUUGCGCUAUCACCCAGAUCGACAGCCGGGGGACACCGUCGCCCUCCAGAUGUUCUACGAGGUCUGCGAGGCGUACGAUGUGCUGAGCGACCCUCAGCGCAAGGCUUAUUACGAUCAGUACGGCGAAGAAGGGUUGAAGAUUGGCAUAAAAGACGAGUAUGCCACAGUGGUGGGGGGGGUUUACCAAUGGCAAGACGAGAGGGCUUUCGACAUUUUCAUCGAAUUUUUCGGCACUAAUAAUCCGUUCCAAGCGCUGCUUGAUCGCUCGAUUGCCUUCGAUCGCUUGGCCAGGAAGAAGCCGCCGAAAGUGGGGAAGACUCUGAGUUACUUCUUCGAAUGUUCAUUGGAGGAGAUAUUCCAUGGCUGCGUGAAGAAGAUCAAGCAUUUGAAGAAAAUCACGAGGCGUGAACGACAACAACACCUAGGUGGAGGAGGAGGAGGAGGAGGAGGAGGAGGAGGAGGAGGAGAGAGAGAAGACGAAGAAGGGGAAAGAAUGGUCGUCGAGGAACAGCUGUUGACUUUGACUGUGAAGGUUCAACCAGGAGCCAGAUCGGGAACGAGAUUCGUGUUCCAGCAUGCAGGGGAUGAGGACCCGUACACUGAAGCUGGGCAGGUGAUUUACGUGAUGAGAGAGAAGCGACAUGAGAUUUUCAAGAGAGAGGGGGACGACCUCGUGUACACGGCCACGAUCCCGAUGCACAAGGCGUUGGGCGGGACCACUGUCGAGAUCGCGACACUGGAUAACAGAGUGCUAAGCAUUUUGGCACCGGGAAUCAUUCAGCCGGGGCACACGAAGGUGAUAAAAGGGGAGGGCAUGCCCGUCUACGAUCCCGACUUCAACGCCACGGGAAGCGUGCAAACACACAAGCUGAAGAGAGGGGACAUGAAGGUGGUGUUCGAUUUACUGUUCCCAGGGCACCUGAAUGACACACAAAAAAUGCUGCUGAAAGCGGCGUUCUAUUUCCCGCAAAAUCCAACUGCAUCGCAGAAGGAAGCAGUGAAGGCGUACCUGGAUGCCUACAAGGACGAGUUCUUUGGCUGGGCUCAUGGAAUACCUAGAACCAAUGGUCUCGAGACUGAAACAUCCUAAUCUCUCUCUCUCUCUCUCUCUCUCUCUCUCUCACACACACACACACACACACACACACACACACACAAAGAGGCAGAAUACUCUCUCUCUCUCUCUCUCUCUCUCUCUCUCUCUCUCUCUCUCUCUCUCUCUCUCUCUCUCUCUCUCUCUCGCUAGGCAAGCAUUGUCUUGAAAUCUUCGUAGUCUACAUAGCCUGUUCCAUCUUUAUCGAUCUCGCGGAUGAGCUGAUCUAUGUCAAUCGUAAGACCAAACUCCUUGACCAUGUUCUUUAGCUUUUCGGUGGAUAUGACACCAGAUUUAUCAGGAGAUCCUCCCAAUGCGACAAACGCUUCGAUCGUGUCUGUCUCGUCAUCCAUCGCUGCCACUUUUUUCUUCUGAUCUUCGAUGAUCAUCAGGAACUCCGAGAACCCGAUUCCUCCUCGGCUGUCUUCCGUUUGCACCUGGCUUACCAUCAUGAACAACUCUUCAUCUGUCGGAUUCUGUCCCAGAGCCUGCAAGGCUAGCUUCAACUCCGUGAUUCCGAUAUAACCGCUCGUCUCCUUGUCGAAGCGAACAAAUGCUUCUCUACAUG
Chara braunii is the source of this 1814-nucleotide messenger RNA. Lineage: Eukaryota; Viridiplantae; Streptophyta; Charophyceae; Charales; Characeae. The record is from the annotation of a GenBank genome assembly.